Molecule: messenger RNA, 312 nt
Organism: Suillus paluster
Lineage: Eukaryota; Fungi; Basidiomycota; Agaricomycetes; Boletales; Suillaceae
Exons: 4
Coding region: 1-312 (103 amino acids)
Source: RefSeq, a predicted model, not a curated record
AUGUUCGAGCUCGGCCGAAUGCUAUGCCGUGGAGAACUCAUCGGAAAACUCAAAACAUUGUUGGAUGAGCCUUUCGAUCUAUCCUUUCAGCCCAUCUGUGACGUCCAUGCCUCUCUCACACUCAAAGCCCCUGUUAUGCUCGCUUGCGGAAACGAGGAUGCUGUACUACGUGAAUCCAUUGUUUUAUUCCGAGAUUGUGUCUCUACCCUGAAUGAUCCUGUGGAGUAUUUUCAGUGUGUUCUGGACCAGUUUCUUGUCGGCCAUCCUGUCCACCCAGCCGCUCUCACAAACCUUGCGCGAGCCCGCCUUUAA